CCAGGGACCCCCUUCGCCGUUCGAGCGUGUACCAGUAGAGAAACCGGUCGGCCGUCGGCGCAGCGCGCGAGCACACCGGGAGAGCGCGCAUGGCACUCUGAACGCGACUUACCGGGCCGAGGUCUCUCACUCGAAGAAUAACGCGCGCACGUAUCGCACGUUGUUGGUUCGUCCGUCGUCUGUCCUGUUUGUCCGUCGCUCGUAAUACGGAGUACUAUCCCUAGUUGGUGUGUAUAGUGAUGCGCCGCUGUUGAACGAUUCGCCGCUCUCCGUCCGGGUGAUCCUGCGCAAUACGCGGGCGAAGGAUCUGUGUGGUGUUGUCGAAUCGCGUCGUCUUCAUCGAACAACAGCUAGCAGGUUGGGCUGUUCUGGUGUCUUGGGUGACUUGGGUUUUCACGCUCUCGUCGAAGACAAUCGUGUCAGGUUAAUUGGAUAAUUAUCGCUUUAGUGCUUUAGUGGAUUGUUUUGUGAAGGAACAGCGGAAGUCGAAGGGAGAUUCUCCGCGAAGAACCUGUAUCGUGCUGGAAUUAAGGGGUGUUAAUUAAGCUGACAAACGCAAGGUUAAUGCUACACCUGACAAAGUGAUUGUGUUUUUGUGUGACAACUCAAGGAGUUUGAUGGUUGAAGCAAGUUUCGAUGAAUGAAUGAUAAUUACUUAUGCUUGAUGAAUUCAGAAGAUAAUGUGAUUUAUGGAGUAUGAAGUUCCAAUCGGAGGAGAUAUCCUAAGAAAAACAAGUUUUGAGAAGUUAUGGAAAAGUGAUUCGCGUUUAAAAGUUUGAGUGAAUCAAACUGAUUUGAAGAAAAGUGCUACCAAUUGAGACAACAAUCUAGUUGAUCAUAGUGAUUGACGACUAAUACAGAAAGAAAGUAAUCCGGUGUUGACAGUUGAAGAAAACUACCAAAGGUGAAGGACAGUUGCUGCAGCAGAAUGGAGUCAGACGGAGAACGUGACAACGGCUACAGCCAUUACAACUCACCACAACAUCAACAAUCCACACAACAGAGCUAUCACCGAUCCUACGAAGAGUACAUGCACCACCAGCAGCAGCAGCAACAACAACAGAGCCAAUCCAGCCAUCAGAGCCAGUCUCAGAACAGUGCGGCCGGUUCCCCGCUACCGGGUCUACCCGGCCAGCACUCAUCGACCGGAGGAUCAAUGCUAGCCCCGCAGAGUCCCAGUAUGCUCGGCACCGGCAGUAACGGCAUGAUGUCCUCCCCGCUCAUGCAGUCACAUUCGCCGCUCCUAUCGUCAAACCCAUCGCUGCUGAACUCGCAAUCUCCGCUGCUGUCCAACUCGCCGCUGAUGAGCCAGUACGCUCCCUAUCAGGAUGUCAUACCGACCAUCCUGCCGCAGGACGACCCCGGGGGAUGGGGCGGUUACGCCCUCGCCCCGGGUCCCUAUCAGAGUGAAUUUUGCGCCUCCAACUACGGAGUGCUACACCAGCGGCAGCAGUACGGGGGCCCAGGGAAGAUGGGACCGCACGGGGCGCUAAAAAGUGCCAAAGAGGCACGCAUCAGGCGGCCCAUGAACGCCUUCAUGGUGUGGGCCAAGGUGGAGCGGAAAAAGCUCGCCGACGAAAAUCCCGAUCUCCACAAUGCCGAUCUCAGUAAAAUGCUAGGUAAAAAGUGGCGAUCCCUAACACCACAGGACCGCAGGCCGUACGUGGAAGAAGCGGAACGCCUUCGAGUGAUUCACAUGACCGAGCAUCCUAAUUACAAGUAUCGGCCACGCCGUCGGAAGCAUACCAAAGCUCGCAGUGGAGCUGCCGGUACCAACGGAGCAGUUGGCAGCCAAGCUGGGUCGAACAAUACUCAAUCCAACAAUGUGAGUAAUUCUUCCCCAAGUGAACUGAACUUUGACGGCGAUUCGUCCCAACGAAUGAGCCCGUACAGUUAUAACCCGCAUUACUACUCUGGAGCAAACAACGUCCUGAACACGCCUGACUCCAGUCCCACGCAAAGUCCUGAGCCCAUCCCGCCAACGGUUGUUCCUGCUUCGAUGGGCGUCAAUAGCAGGAAACUCUCUGGCAACUCGGUAGAUAUUAGUCAAAAAAUGGACGAUGUUUCAUCUGCCUUACCGACACCAGAGAUGAGUCCUCUAGAGCUAGAGAAAGAGAGCUACAAUGGUCUUCACGCUAGCCAUAGCUACGACGAUCUGAAGAGCAAACAAAAGCUAACCUACGAUAGCUACAACAACGUGAAAGCCGAACAAAAACUUCCUGCCACUUUCCCAAACAGCUACGAUCAUGACGGGGAAAUCAAGCGAGAAUACAGCUCUACUCCAUCGUACAUGCACUCCGCCACUCCAGAGAAACGGUUCCACUACGAAGCAGCACUUCCGAAUGGAAUUCAUGACCGCAGAAACUACCUAGCGCCUAGCUCGGGAUCCACGACAACCACGGCAAUGGUGAACGGAAUGUACGUCAUGUGCACGAACCGAAGUAUCCUGGAUCAGGGUCAUAUUGUCACAGGAACGUACUUCCCGCCGUUAGCCACAUCCGAAGACCAUCAAACUUUGGGAACAACCUUGACCACCAGCCAUGUGUCACAUCUCAGUACAAACAGCAAUACCAGUAGUAGUAACCACAACCACAGCAAUAGCAACAACAGCAACUCUAGCAACAACAUUCCAAUCUCUAGUGGUAAUAGUUUGAAUAAAACUAGUAACGGACUUGUGAGUAGUGCACACCUCAGCGGAAGCCCAGGAUCCAACCAACUUGUGCAACAAUCGCCUCAGGGUGCUGGUCUAACGGCGGAACAGAUUAACAGCUACUAUGGUGUUAACUCACUCCCGUCCGGGCUACCAGCCUACUCAUAUGCUUAUAAAGACUAUGGCAUAACCUACGAAUCACCCUCCAUGGGCCAGGACGAGAUGGAUACCCGGGAGCUUGACAAAUACCUAAAAUAUCCGGACAGUAACCACAACUUCAACAGCUACGAAUCGUACCAUCACAGCGGUGCCAUCUACGGUCACGCACAGGCGACCUCGGACUACUACAGCUACCACCAGCAAAACGCCACCCUCCUGGCCCAACAGCAACAACAGCAGCAACAACAACAGCAAUCCCAGCAGCAACUCUCGCUAGGAUCAUCGUCUCCGGCAGGCAGCAACUCCAGCUCCAGCGGAAAGAUCGACCCGUCAAUGAUCGGCUCGUCUUCCGGUGGACACUUACCGACGACACCGGUGGCCCUGUACGCGUUGCCACUGCAGCACUCGCAACUAGCGGCGGCGGCGCAACAACAACAUCAACAACAACAGCAACACCAGCAUCAGCAACACCCGCAUCAACAUCAGCAACAGUUGCAUUUGGCCCAUGGGCCCAAUGCGCACGGGAUUACCGAUAUUUAUGUGACCAGUGAACAGCUGAAGGACGACGAGUUUAGCAACAUUUUGGCCGGUGUGAGAAAAACUUGCUACAGUAAUUGAAAAGUUGGUGGCAAAGUUGGUAGAUGGUUGGAUGGAUACAGUGAUUCUCUUGAAUGGUAUUAGAUGGGCUUUUUUACGGUUUUGACUCGCGGAAAAAUGAGGAGCCUGCCGCAUUUGCGUAAAGCGCAAUUUUUCAGCUGUCUUGUAUCAGAGUGAGCUAGGUUUUGGGUGUGAUUAGGACCCCUUUUUAAAUUUUACACUUGGGGUAUAACUCCCAAACCGAAAGGAAAAAAAACCUUCAAGAAGAUAAUGAUGAUUAGGGCAUCCAUAGUUGUCCAAACUGUUAUGGAGUUCAGUUUUUGAAAUCUACUUCCAUAAUAGUAGUUGUUCUCGCCGUUUACGUUAACAUUAGAUAACCAAAUAUUGUUCGUGCAGUUUAAAAUCGAAAUUUUAAACACGCGAAAAUCGAUUUUUCUCCUAAACCCUGCGUCGCACGUACGUCGGGCAAAGUACACUGGAAAGAGGACCAGAUCCGCUGCCCAGCGCAUUACGUCCGACGUUAGGUUUCACGUAUGAAUUUGGAGAAAAACCGAUUGUCACGUGUGGGGAAACUUCGGGUUUCAACCGCGACGAUAAUAUCUUCUUCUUCUUCUUCUUUAUGGCACGACGUCCCCACUGGGACUUGGCCUGCCUCGCUUCAACUUAGUGUUCUUUGAGCACUCCCACAGUUAUUAAUUGAAGGGCUUUCUUUGCCUGCCAUUGCAUGAAUUUGUAUAUUGUGAGGCAAGUACAAUGAUACACUAUGCCCAGGGAGUCGAGAAAAUUUCCCUGACCGGAACGGGAAUCGAACCCGCCGUCUCCGGAUUGGCGAUCCAUAGCCUUAACCACUAGGCUAACUGGAGACCCCAAUAUAAGCUCCGACCGACGACAAUAUAAGCUACCUAAAUAACCAACAGUUCUGUUUCCCAUGACGAAAUGCGCUUUCAAGUUCCGCGAAGUUCAGAUAAAGUUCCGAAUGGAACUUUCUGGCUGCCUAAGAGGUUAAUAAUGAGCCUUUCUGGAACUUCUCACACAUGUUCGAGCAAGGCUCAUAGUUAGCCUCCUAAGCAGCUUUCAAGCUGCUUAAGAUGCUACUUGGAGCUUUGGCGGAACUCUCAAGUUCAUAGAAGUUUAAUUCAGUAACUUGUUGUGCUAAGGAUUUUUUUUUUUUCAUUUCAUUUUAGCAAAAAAAACACUAUGAGAUAAUUUGCAUGGACAUUACAAUUGAAUUUACUAAAAAUUAGUUAAUUAAUUAAAAGUGAAAAUUAAAAAAAAAAAUGUGAUGCCCACCGUAUUUGAACCGGAAGCCGGUGCGUGAGAGUGUACUAUCACUUGAGGUGUUGUGAUGAAUAACAAAGCGGGUGAAAUCUGACUUGAAUCAAUGCUUUGUCGACACCUAGAUUUGUAAACUUGUGCAGUAGCGCAGAUAACUUUAUUUUAACAAGUCAAGACCAACAGUUGAAAAGGCCACAUCAACAUUGCGUAAAGAAACACGCUUCUGUUAGGGCCUUCUGGGAUCCACCCACGCAUCUCACUACCAUUAACAGAAAGCUUGAUGUUUGCUAUCUGUUAGUGGUGGUGAGGUGUGUGGGUGGAGUUCAAAAGGCCUCAAGUCGAUAGAAACAUGUUUAUUUACAAAAAUUUGUUGUGGCCUUUUCAAUUGUUGGUCUUGAAAUAUCUACAGCAGCGCAGAGGUACGACAGCAGGUUAUUACGGAGAAGUAUCUGGUUCAAAUCUUCUCCAGGAGUGUAUCAUAUACAAUAAGUUGGUCAUGUUUCAAGCAAUACAAGCAAUUGACACAGGCUGUGGUGAAUCUGGAAAGUACCUUUUCGUUUUUACAUUUAUUUUGAGAAAGUUCCAUCAGAAGUUGCUGAGAAGGCUAACAAGCUUCCUUGUGUGAACCUUCAAGUUCCGAAAUUACUUAAAAAUGAAGCUGCUUAGAAGGCCAAAGAGCAUCCUCCAACAAGCUGCUUACCUUAUAAAAUAUCCUCUUAUCAGAACUUCUGGUUACUCGCAGAUAUUUGGGGCAGUACUGAUCCGCCAAACUACCCUGGGGUUCUGAAUUUAAAAUCUACACUGGCGUAGUGCACGUUCAGCAAGCCAGUCAGGACCGUAUCGACCCCAACAUCCUACUAGGGUUAAAGAAACUCACUAAAGAUCAAUAGACAUUGUUGCGUAAUUUUAGGAUUUUCUAGGCAGUUCUAUUUGUUAUAAAAUUGAGGCCUUGAAAAUCUAUAUCUGGAGCUCUAGUUGCUUUCGCUAUACUUAAUAAUGUCACAUAACCGAGUAGAGCCCAUGAAGUUCUUAUAAUACACUGGAACCAUUUAAAAUUGAAAAUGUGCAUGAAUUAUUUUUUAUUCAUGCCAUAAAAAGAAUGUUGUGCAAAAAUUAAGUCAGUAGGUUAAAUGAGAGAACUAAGUGUUUGACAAAAAGGUUUACUACUAAAUUUAAGAGGUGUGUUUAAGGUGCAUUCCAGAGGAAUACCAGGCAGUUUCAGAGGGUUGCUGUUUGUUUCAGAUGGGUUUAACCCUCCUAGAUGUCAGAUUUUCCGCACCACGAUUGCGUAGUGCACGUUCAGUAUGCCUAUCCGGGUCGUAGUGACCCCAACAUCCUACUAGGGUUAAAUAAAUUUAUUGAUGAUCAGUGGAUCAAUGAUGCAACAAUCAUUUUAGGAUUUUCUGAGCAGCUCUAAUUGUUAUGAAAUUGAUAUCUUGAAAACCGAUAUCUGGAGCCUCUGAUACUCCUCUGAAGCCCUCUACAACUCUCUGAAAAGCCUCUGAAGCCAUCAAGACCCCCAAAAAAACGCACAUGAAUCCCUCUGAAUUCGCUACAGACUUCCCCUUGAGACCCUCUGAAUUCUCUGAAGGUCCCCUGAAAUGCCAUUGAAACUCUCUGAAACCCCUGAGACCCUUUGAUACGUGCAUUAGACCCUCUACAAGCUCCUGAAUCUCCCCACAAACCCCCGGAGAUACCAUUGAACCCCACUCAAACGCCACUGAAACCGCUUGAAUCUUCCUGAGACCCCAUUAGAAAGUCCCUGAGUUACCCUGGAACUCCCUAAAACCCCCUUGAAACCCUUGAGAUCUUUUGAAACGUUCCUAAGACCAUCAGAAACGCCUCUGAAAAUCUCCUUAAACUCCUCCAAAUAAUUUUAAGAUCCCUUGAAACCCCUUAUAGCCCCUUGGAAUUCCCCUAAAUCUUCACCUGAAACUUCAUGAAACCCAUUAAAAUCCUCUUUAAAGGCCUUUUAAACUCUUAUGAUACACCCUGAAACUCCCCGGAAUACCUCAUGAAACCCUCUGAGACCCUUGAAACACUCUUGAAACUCCCUGAAACCCUCUUAAUCCCCUCUAACGAAUUUGGCCAAAAGCCGUUAAACUAAAGGUGAUUCCGAAGUCAUGUACCAAAAACGACACAAAAAGGGACAGUUACAGUUAGACUACACAAUUAAAACCUUAGAGCUUUCCUGAAAUCCUUCUGGAACUUCCCAGAAAUUCUCGUGGAACACCUUUAACCUUUAAGAUCCUUUAACCUUUGUGAUGCUCGGUUUCGUCACCGAGGUCAUUUACCCCCCCGAUCCAUAUGGAUCAAUUCCCACGUAGACUUUCCUGGAGCGUCAUGAAACUCUCUGAAAUGCGCCUAAUAUUCAAUGCCAACCUCUGAGGCCCCCUCAAACAUCCUCAGAAGCCGUCUUAAGACCUCUCUCUGAAGUCUCUGAACUCUGAAAAACUCCCAGAAACAUCCAUGAAACCCAUUGUAGUCCCUAACGCCUUAAUCCACCUAAGAUCUCUUGAAACGUCUCUGAUGCGCUCCCAAAAACUUCCCUACUGAAACGUCCAUGAAAACUCUAAAAACGCCUCUGAAACCCCUCUGAAAUCCAUCUGAAACCCCCUGGAACUACUUGAAAAAACCCUAGAUAUACACUAAAUCGUUUCUGAAAAAUCUCGUGAACCCCUUUAAAUUCCUAAAAACACAUUGAAAGCUCCCUGAAAUGCCCUUUGCAACCCCCUAAGAGUCUGUCUGAGGGAGGGAAAUUUGUGGCCAAAAUCUACUAUCCAUACAAAUUUCGAAACUUUUGUAUGAUUAAAAAUCUACAAAGGAGGGACGUGGGCUCUGAGAUGUCCAAAGGAUGUCCAAAAAUGAGUCUACUCUACACCUAUGGGGGUGACACUAAUUUUCCCAAUCCGGAAAAAAGCUGCUAAAACUCGCGAAGCUUUUGCGGAUUUUAUCGUGUGUUUUCGCCUUUUUUCGGAUUUUUUUGCGAUAUUUUGGCUUGGCAAAACUUGUGUUGCCUCUCAUUGUCUAUGUACUUACUUUAUGCGCUGCGCUGUCUGUUUUUUGGUAUAUGGGUUCACGCAUUGGUGUGUGGAUGCCAGGCGUAAAGUGGUAGAUUGUGUGAAGAUUACUAUGAAGCGGCACAAUUCUUUUGGUUACAUAACUUAUGGGCGUUAUAUGUUCGAUAGGAUGCAAAAGUGGAAGCGAUAUACGCACACUUUACACGCGGUUAAAUGGAAGCAGGUACGCAUAUGGCCUCCUCUUUAGCAUCCUAUUCAACAUCAUAUAAGACUUUGUGUUAGCUGGGAGAAUUGCACUGUGCUGUGAAAGUUGGAAAGAAGGAAAACGUUUCAGGUUUUAGUGAAGGCUUCGAACAUACGUUUAUACAUUUGAGAAAAGCGUAUACAGAAAGUUAUACCAUGAUACAAAGUAGAAGGAAAGGGUCGAACCAGAGAUAGAACCCAGAACCUUCUGCAUAUAAAUCAGAAGCGGUAGUCACAAGACCACCAAGGCGUGAAUAACAUUAUUGAUUUAUGAACUACAAAUUUUCUCUUGAAUAUGCCCAAUUGUGCACCAAAAAUUUAUCGUAGAUUUUCAUAUUAAUUACUUUAACAACAACAUGCUCAGAUACUAUGGCAUAAUUUGGGUAUUAAUGGAUUAGAAGUGGAUUCCAUAUAGGAUUCUUGAUGGCGAAAGUUAGCGAAUACUUGCUGGUUGGGUUUGGCUCACAAUUUCUUCGAAGAAAAAACUCUUGAUGCUAGUAAAUGUGAUACUAGAAAAGUUGUUUUUUUAAAGGAAUUGUGCUACGGAGACUACCAGCUGAACUAUUUUUCGUAUUAACGGGAAGACCCAUUCCGAGAAUGUUUCAAUAUAAAAAAUAAAAGUCUGCCUUGGGAAAAACUGUUCCGUCCACCAUACGCCGAUGAGCAUCAGUCAAUACCAUACAUACAUGUAAUUUCCCGCUAGCAGUGAACAAUUAAAAGCAGUCCUAUAGUAUCAAUACUCAAUGCCUCAAAUGAAGACAAUCCCUAAAAAGCAAAUAUGUACAUAUGUGACGACGAUAUGACGUAACGUAAACAUAGAUAAAAAAGGAUGCAAUAUAACAGCAUCAAUAGCGUGAAGAGCAAUAGUGUAUAGAUUGUAAAAACAUUUUUGUUUCCAUUAAGUACUUCUCUUCGUUUCUACCUGAACAAAUCGACUGUAAGCUGUGCAUAAAAAAAGCAGAAACAAAAACUUUCAAUCGCAUUAGGUAAGUGCACAUCAUGUGCAGAUCAGUAUUUAAUGUUUUCCAUUGUAGAAAAAUUAUCACUCGUUAGAAUUGCAAUACUUUUGCCAGUUUUCUUCGUUUAUAAAAUUAUAGUCAAGCAUAUGUCCCCUUGUUGUAACCCCCCCAAAUCGAAUGAUCUUCAUUUCGAAAAGAAAAACGAAACCAACACAAAAAUUUCAUUUUGAUGAUUUUCAACUGCCCACCGUUCUCGGUUCGUAGCCGAACAUGUAAGAUUGGAUCAUUUGAUGCGCUGGAAGAAACGCGUGGGAAUCAGUUUAUUGAUAUGAGCCAAUUUCAAGCAAUGAGUAAAACACAUCAAUAACUAUGUAUUUAUGUUAAGUUAAACCGUAGAUACAGACGGAAGCGUGUUAAAGAAAAACAAAAUCGAAAAUCUUAAAGAAAACCAAAGGUUUCUGAUACUGAGAACGAUAAUGAAUUACAAAUUAAGGAACCAACAAAGCAGAAGAAAAAUAACUUGUACAUAGGAAACCUCAGAGAGCAAAGCAACACGGUGAAGUGAAACAGAGACACUAAAACAAUAUGCGGAAGACGAGUUGCGGCACUACUGUUCCCCGAUUCCGUCCCGUAAUUGAGUGUUAAUAAAUAAUCAUAAAAUAAUUACUGUAGCGAAUUAUAAUCGACACGAUGAUUUAUAGGGAAAAUAUAUCUUUUCCACUGGUCUGGCUCGCAGUGCAGUGCAGUGCAGUUAACUCUCACGAAAGCCGCCCUGGCGGCUCGACAUGACCAACGCGCGAGCGGUUCAUUAGUUCUGAGUCAUCCCCCAGACCCAGGUCUGAAGAUGCCUCCGACAGAAAACUAUCUAUUUCUAUGCAACUGCUAGUUUGCUAGUUGAAUUUUAAAACAAAAUGCAACCGUCGUCGGUUGCGUUUGGAUCAUCUCAGCAGCGGGAGGGGUUUCCGUUUCUCUCACUUCGAAAGAUAAAGCCAGACGAUGUUCUUGCUGAACGGGCCGGGAUUGCAUGCCUCAUCAUCGUGAUUUCUUCUAAUGACUCUUACGUUUUGGUAAUUAGCAAACGCUAAGUGCACCACACGAAAAGCUUAAAAUGAAAAAAAAAUAAAAACACUCGUUCAAUUAGUACUUAGUGUGAGUAAACUCCCUUCAGAAACUCUCGGAGCAGUAAUUUAUUAGUGAAUUACUACGGAUUCGGUAGGAGUCGAUUUUAAAUACUUUUAGGUUGAAGAAACUAUAUUCAAGUCUGAGUGAGACUUAGUAGUGAUUGUACUAUAAACUUUAAACAGCAAACAAUGGAAUAUUCAAAAUGUUCAAACAAAAAUCUGAAAUAUAGUUGAUGAAAAGUUUAA
Molecule: messenger RNA, 10270 nt
Organism: Aedes albopictus (Asian tiger mosquito)
Lineage: Eukaryota; Metazoa; Arthropoda; Insecta; Diptera; Culicidae
Gene: Sox15
Product: putative transcription factor SOX-15
Exons: 3
Coding region: 929-3427 (832 amino acids)
Biological process (GO): regulation of DNA-templated transcription; cell differentiation; anatomical structure morphogenesis
Molecular function (GO): RNA polymerase II cis-regulatory region sequence-specific DNA binding; DNA-binding transcription factor activity, RNA polymerase II-specific
Source: RefSeq, a predicted model, not a curated record